UUUGACAAGCGUGAUUUUCGCCAGAACUUUCGAUGCUCGAAUUGAAAAUAUUUUGAGAAAUCAAAAACCUUUCCCACGUUCUCAACUUUCCUACUAAUCGAGCAGCAAAGAUAUCACCAUGGGAAUCGUCGGCCUGGUUACGUUCCUAACUCGCCUUCCCGGCGGCUGCCGCGCCAUCAACAUCGUCGACGAGAUCCGCAAGUCGGAAAAGAAGGAACCGCUGGUGGUGAUCGAUCUGCUGACCAUCAUCUGCUCGCUGAGUGGACCAAUCGACGAGAACAUCUACGGCUGCCGGAACCAGUUUGCGUGGACGUACGCGAGCAACUUUUGCGACCGGCUGAUCGAGGCCGGAGCCCGGCUCGUGUUCUUCAUCGACGGGAAGCUGCAGGAGGGAAAGUACAAACGGUGGAUCCAGCGCCAGGAGAAGGUCUACGCCGAGUGCCUGAAGAAGCUGGACAACAUUCCGGUCGAGUUUAAGGGCAAGCACCGGGGUCAGAUUCAGGGGAACGUAACGAAGCACUCGUUCAUUUCGGCGCUGGUGACCGCGGCCCGGAAGAAGGGCGUGCUGAUCACGUCGUAUGAUGUCGAGUGUGAUCUGGAGGUGGCCACGUUUGCGAAGAAGCACGACGCACUGGCGGUCAUUACUGGGGAUUCGGAUUAUCUUAUCUAUGAGGGCAAGUGGCGCGUUUGGUCGAGUUCGGACUUUGACCUGGACACGAUGCGCACGUUCGAGUGGGACAAGGAAGUUCUUAGGAAGGCGCUGAAUCUGGAGUGGAGUCAGAUGCCGUUCUUUGCGGCGAUCGCUGGGAAUGAUCGCUUUAAGAACCGGCCGUCGCGGAUGUGCACCUUCUACCAGGUGGCGCAACGUGUGAAGGAGCUCAACUUGAAGCUUGGAAUUACCAGGAUCGGAAUUGAGUUGUACGAGAAGAUUUUUGGCCGGCGGGAUGAAAACCUGCGGAACAGCUUCGAAGAUGCCGUCUCGUUGUACGACUUGAAUUACACCAUCAAGAAGCCGCUCGUGCCGCAAGAGAUGCGUCACUUUCCGAACUACGCCAUCUGCAUUCUGCGGAACAUUCCCAGCUCCAUCCGGUUGCCCUGUUUAGACCUACGCGAGGAAGACUACUCCCAGUAUGCGCUCCAGCUGUACCGACGCCAGGUCGGAAUGCUGUUCCGUCACCGACCGAUCGUGUACGGUCAAAUGCUCACCUCGCAGGUCUUCAUCAAAACCAGCCAUCACAAUCCGUACAAAAUCAUCGCUGCAACGCCAAUUUACCCCCCGAGCGGAGUCAAAGUACCCCUCCCGGAAGAACUGUACACGCUGGACACGGAAGUCUCCUCCUCCAUGGUCAUGACCAAACUGCGCCUUCUCUGCUGGCUCGUCUCCGACACCCUUACCGUCGACCAGAUCUUCUACAUCCACCCAAACUACCUGCUCGACGUCCUGACGCUGUACUUCCUCGUCGAAAACAACCUUCUGGACGUCGUGACCGCGGACAUAAUCCUCAUCACGAUCCACGACUGCCUCACGAACGUAAUCGAGCGCCGCAUUCCGCUUCAUCGGCCGCGCAAGCCCAACGUCACGACCUGCUUCCUGUACGUCAACUUCUACGCGCUGAUGUACUUUAGCGCGGAGAUCGUUGGCCUGCGCAAGGAACUGGACAGCUACUUCCUGAGCAAAUUCGACGGCGUCUACUUCAACGCGAUCGUCGACCAGCUGCGCUACGACUACGUCCAGAUGGAGUCGACGAUGCACUCGCUCAGCAAUCUGCGCAUCUACGCCAAGUUUGGCCAGCCGGCGGAAGCGGACGGGGGGCCCGCGGAACCGUCCGCGAUUCCCAAGUGUUUAGGAACGAAGGCGGAGGGAGAACCGGCCAUAAAGACGGCCAAGAUGAAGUGAGGAGGAUUUUCUUUUUUUUUGUAAUUUACGCAAUAAAUUGCGUAAGAUUUUGUUAUUUUCGACCUGAACUGGAUUCAUAAGUUAAAUUUUAUUUCUACACUUUCAAAACACGUUGAAUUUCAUUUAUGCAUAUGUGCAUAACUUAGAUUGAUUCA
Culex pipiens pallens (northern house mosquito) is the source of this 2052-nucleotide messenger RNA. RefSeq lists its product as uncharacterized. The coding region runs from base 119 to 1897 and encodes 592 amino acids. Gene Ontology annotation, cellular component: nucleus. The transcript has 2 exons. The record is from RefSeq and is a predicted model, not a curated record. Lineage: Eukaryota; Metazoa; Arthropoda; Insecta; Diptera; Culicidae.